CUCAAACAAGACUUAUGUGAAUCUGGUUUCAGUAACAUUACUGUGGAGGAAUAUUAUCAGCUGCAGCCUUUAGAAAUCAUCAAUAAGAGAGAGGCACAAUGGGAAGCUGGAGCCCACCAGGAGGUGUUGCCUCAAGUGACCUUCAUAUUUUGCUGGUUGGUCCCAGACGUACAGGCAAGAGCUCAUCUGGUAACACCCUGCUGGGCCGGGGGCAGGUCUUUGAAACCAGAGGAGGCGGGGCCAACACAGCUGCCAGCGCCGUCACCAAUGGACGUCACAUCACAGUGGUGGAUGCACAAGGUUGGGGUUCAUCUGAGGAAUUUGUGCCCCGAGAGGAGAAAAUUGAACUGCAGAGAGCGUUUUCUCUCUGUGGACUCGGAGGACCUCACGUUGUUCUGUUAGUGAUCCCUCUGCUGGACUUUACUGAGCCUGAGAGGAGAGCGGUGGAGGGGAGGAUGGAGAUCAUGACCUCUGCAGUGUGGAGACACACCAUGGUGUUGUUCACAUGCGCAGACUGGCUGAAGAGACGGGGGUGCAGCGUGGAGGAGCACAUCAAAUCAGGAGGCCCUGCCUUGCGUUGGCUGAUGGAGAAGUGUUGCUACAGAUAUCACGUGUUUGAUAACAAGGCAGCCGUCAUUGGCAAGCAGGAGCAAAGGAAGCAGGAGGUGAAAGGAGGUGGGAAGAAACAGGAAGGGACUUGGCGGAAGAAAAGUGACAAGAGGGCCGAAAGGAAGUGCAGAGGAGGUGAGGCAGAUGGGAGAAAGGGAGGAGAGCAGGAGCAGGUGAGAGAGCUGCUGCGUAAAGUGGAGGACAUGUUGCAGGAGAACGGUGGGUGGCACUUCUCCCUUCACAUGUACCGAAGGCUGGAUGAGGAAUGGAGCCGGAGGGAGCAGAAGCUGAGAGCUCGACUGGAGGCAGAGACAGAUGCGGGGAGCGAGAGGAGACAACAAAAGACAGCGGAGACGAAGAUAAACAUGGAGCCACAGCAAAAGCAGGGGUUAGAGACAGAAGAAGAAGAAGAGCAGGGAGAUAGCCUGAGGAAAGAGCAAGAGAACAAGGAGGAAUGUGCAGAGAGGAAGAUAAAUAGAGGGGAGGAUGAAGAGGAGAGAGCCAAGGUAGAGCUUAAGACACUGAGCAGUGAGGAGGACGCGUGGGAUACAAGCUCUGACAACGGAGGAGGAAGUGAGGAGAGCACCGAAGCAAAAACUGGAAUGAUGGCUCCAUGUCAGCCUAAUGGGGGUUAAAGGUCGGCCUUUAGUCCUAUCAGAUGGCUUGCCUGAAGUUACUAUGAUCACAAUCACUGUUUUUGGUCCAGCUGGACAGCUUGGCUGACACUGCCAGUGACUCCUCCUGAGAGUGGAAACAAUUUUCUCUUUUGACUCUCAGCUAGAAAGUGAAUAUUUCCCUAAAUCUCAAACUCUUCCUUUAAAGAUACAGAUGGUGACUUUUAUUUAAAAAAAAAAAAAGCUUUUAGUCAUAUUUGCUGUACAUCGAAAAAAUCAGUUUCUUCCUCCCACUCCUUGAGCUUCUAAAGGCUCAAACACCAUUCUGACAUCAAAGAACUUGUGGCAACGCAGGCUGUUGUGCCACCUUGUGUCGCCUGUGUCUCAGCCAAAAAGUUGCAUUUGCACAUCCCGCAAAGCUAACAGCUAACAUGCAUGUACACUAUGCACCUGGGUGAUAGGAAAUAACAAUACCAGCAGCUAGCAGUCGUCUUUCAAACGUCUGUCAAAAUGGGAAACCUGAAGACCAACGGGACGGAUUCAAGAGCUCAAUGGCUAUGAUCUCACACCCCCUUCACUUUGGCUGUUUGUUUCCUUCCCUCAGAGCUAAAAUUUCAAUCUGAGUGAUUUCACUCGCUGACAGGCUCAGCCAGCUUCGAUGCCGAUUCAACAUGCUGAAGCGGGUGCCAACAGUGUGAUACACGCCACAAAAUCUAGGGCGACAGACGCUCAUCAACAGCCUGACAUUGACUGAUGGCUGACCGUCGGCUGACCAUCGGCUUUAUGUGUCAGGCCCUACCGGCAUUUGCUAGAAUCUACCGCAGCUCACGGAAAACAAAUGUAAUCAAAUAUGAAUUAAGACUGCAUUGCUUAUUUCUCACCUCAAAUAUUUUCAGGAACAUUUGUUGUUGUACUGUUUCGCUAUAAAAUGAGACAGUUUGCUUGGUUUUUGGCUUGAGUGUUUCCAACAUGGGUCAUAAACCUUCUCAUUUUACAGCUAAACAGUAGACUAAAAUAUGUUUCUGAAAACAUCCGAGGGAAGAAAAAAGCAAUGCAGCUACAGAAUCUUGAUUCAUAUUGAUUUAACAGCUGUCUUAGAGAUUCCUCUGCUCUGAUUGGUUGUUACGUUAUGUGUGGUAGUGCCAUUACAGCACUAAGAGAAGACAGAGAAACAUUAUUUGUUUUCACAGAUCAUCUGUCUCAUGUACUUUUGUGUGUGGAUAUUGUGACAGUUCCAGCAAAUAUUUUAAAAAGUUAUUUUUUAAUAAAAGUUACCCACUGUAGCGUUAAUGUACAGAAAGGACUGAUACAUCACUUUAUGUAAAGCUAUUUCAUGUUUCUCAUCCAUACUUUUAUGUCAUGUGCUGCCAACUUUUGAAACCGUUUAAAACUCCCAUUAGGCUCCAUCUAACAAUAAAUUAUUCAUGUGCACUGCAUGAUAAAUGAAAUCCUUUUCUGCUCAAAGCCUUGUGGUUGGAAUCGUUACCACGCUGCUCUGUGGUGAAUCUAUUGUUGGUCACAUGUUCAGUUCCCAUGCAGGUUUGUAAUUACAAAGCCUCUCAUAGACAGGACUGCUUAAAUUGUAUUGGUUUCGCUUCUAAAAUUAUCAGGAAUGUGAGACGUGUCAUCUCAGACG
Messenger RNA from Epinephelus moara (kelp grouper), 2859 nucleotides. RefSeq lists its product as uncharacterized. The record is from RefSeq and is a predicted model, not a curated record. NCBI's taxonomy places the organism in Eukaryota, Metazoa, Chordata, Actinopteri, Perciformes, Serranidae. Bases 99 to 1244 code for a protein of 381 amino acids. The transcript has 2 exons. Gene Ontology annotation, molecular function: GTP binding.